Messenger RNA from Numida meleagris (helmeted guineafowl), 3444 nucleotides. It is a transcript of the gene BBOX1, whose product is annotated as gamma-butyrobetaine hydroxylase 1. The transcript has 9 exons. The record is from RefSeq and is a predicted model, not a curated record. NCBI's taxonomy places the organism in Eukaryota, Metazoa, Chordata, Aves, Galliformes, Numididae. Gene Ontology annotation, cellular component: mitochondrion. Gene Ontology annotation, biological process: carnitine biosynthetic process. The coding region runs from base 377 to 1672 and encodes 431 amino acids. Gene Ontology annotation, molecular function: iron ion binding; gamma-butyrobetaine dioxygenase activity.
GCCGGUCGGCCGGCAGCGCCCCGCCGCGGGCACGGGAAGCCGGGGCCGGGCUCUACGCAAGGCCGGGGCGGCGCGGGGCCUGCGGGCUCUGCGGCUGCCGCCGGAGCUGGAAGGCGGAGCGUUGCCGGGACUUGCUUCGCCGAUGGGAAGCCGUGCGAGCAGCGUCUCUGCGUGGCCCUCCGUGUGUAGCACCGUGGAGGCCUGGAGCAUGUAAACGGAGGUGGUGCCUGUGAUGUUCCGAUGCGAGUGACUCUGGUACGUGGCUGAAGUUUGGCAAGAUGAACCCGGCUGUCCUCCUUUCUCGCAUCUAAGCAAAACUGGGAAUUCCCAUUUAGCCUUCCCCAAUGAGCCCUGGGGCGGCCCUACCGAGGUCAGCAUGUGGAGGCUGGCGGCUCGUGUCCUGCUGGGGACCAAAGUCCACCCUGUGCCCAGAGCCCGGCGUCUGCUUGCUGGGGCUGCAGCAGACCUGCAGUGGGGGACAGCGCGUGGGACCCACACGGGUGACAUGAGCGCGGGGAUACGGAAAGUGGAGGCUCCGGAUGCGGAGCACCUCGUCCGCGUGCAGUGGGAGGAUGGAAGCGAGAGCCGCUACCCCUGCGUCUGGCUGCGGGACAACUGCCAGUGCCCUCACUGCUUCCUGCACUCCGCCAAAGCCCGCAAACUGCUCUUCGAGGACCUGGAUGUCGACAUCGUGGCCAAGGAGGUCACUCUGACGGACAGGAAAAAGAUAUCUAUUACAUGGCCCGAUGAGCACACAAGCGAAUAUGAAGCUGAGUGGCUGAAAAAACGAUGCUUCUCUGAAGCGGCCAGAGCACAAAUGCGAGAAGAUUUAUUUUUACCAGACCAUCAGUACUGGGGCUCAGACCUACAGCUUCCCAAAAUGCCUUUUGAAGAAGUCAUGUACGAUGAUGAGAGUGCAUACAAGUGGCUGUGCACCCUGAAGAAGAUGGGAAUUGUGCUGCUAACAGGGGCUGCUCCAAGGCAGGGAGAGUUGGUGAAGCUUGGCCACAGGAUUGGUUUCCUGCGUCUCACUUUUUAUGGGCCGACUUGGCAAGUGCAGGACAAAGUAGAUGCCAACAACGUGGCUUACACGACGGGGAAGCUUUGCUUUCACACUGACUACCCUGUUCUGCAGCAUCCACCUGGGGUUCAGCUUCUCCACUGUAUUAAGCAAACAGCCACAGGAGGUGAGAGUGAAAUUGUGGAUGGAUUUCAUGUCGCCAACAAGCUGAAGGACCAAAAUCCUCAGGCGUAUCAGAUCCUGUCCUCUACUGCUGUAGACUACACGGACGUCGGGGUCGACUACUGUGAUUUUGCCGUGCAGGGUAAACAACGGAUCAUAGACGUGGAUUACGGAGGCCAACCAGUUCGCAUCAAUUUCAAUAAUGCAACAAGAGACACGGUGUUUGACGUACCGGCUGAAGAAGUGCGGCCAUUUUAUGCAGCUCUAAAGGAAUUCAAUGAUUUAUUAAACAGCACAGAACAUAAGUUCACUUACAAGCUGAAACCAGGAGACGUAGUAACAUUUGAUAACUGGCGCGUGCUGCACGGCCGCCAGAGCUACCAGUCGGGCUCUGAAGUGAUCCGUCACCUCGAGGGAGCCUACGCUGACUGGGAUGUGGUCAUGUCAAGGCUCCGGCUCCUCCGAAAGAGGGUCCUCAAUAGAGACUGAGCAUCCUGCUGACCGGAACGAGCAAAACUAGAUUGCCUAGCCUCAAAAAAAAAAAUGAGAGGAAAAAGCAAUGUAUUUUAACUUGAGAAACUAACAUAGCGAAUAUCUGAAUCUAUUAGUGAGUUCCAUUAGAUGCUAAGAAAUCUGUUGCUCAGCACAACGUACGAUCCGUCUCUGGUCUGGUAAUUUACAAGUGAAUCGCUACCUCAGUGAGAUUAAAGCCGUUUUUCACGCAGUUUUUAAAAAGCAAAUAAAGGCUGUCAACUUGUGGGGCUGACUGGGUAUCAGGCUGCCCUGUUUCGCCUUCACAAAUACACCUGCCUCCCUAGGAAGCUUGAAGGGAUGUCAAGAAAGAGUUCAGAAGCACUCCUUACUAAGGGUUUGUUACAAAAUGCACCUCCCACUGUUUUCAAAAAGGGGUCCUUUAUUGCUCAAAUCAGUACCAAAUUCAUUACCAAAAUAAGCAACUUCUCCUUUGGAGUUAUUUUUCUAGAGAGACCUUUUUAAAUAGAAUCACACUUCAACGCAAUUCAUUCAGCAAGUGCUGUAUUCUGUAUGUUUGUUGUACUUGCGAUUGUCACGGCCACAAGGAAAUUCCACUACAGGGCUCUCAGAGAAUGCAUUGAGUUAUUUUUCCUCUGCACCAGGAGUAGAAAAAUCUGAGUGUAGAGGUCACAGGCAGGGCCAGGAUCACACCAGAUGUCGUGCACAGAUAAAAAUCAAGACCUUCAGGGCAGAGGGACUUCUAAGUAAAGCUUGGAGCAGGAAUGCUGCUUCCACUUCACAGCUUGGAAUAAGAACGCUCAGGAGGCGGCUGCUGACUCAGCACCUGACAGGCGAGUGGCAACUGCACUCAGGUCCGGUUCUGUUACACCAAACUCAAGAGCAUACCUUCGGCAGAGGUGGUCUGCAGGAUCACGGAAUCAUAGAACGGCUUGGGUUGGAAGGGACUUCUAGGAUCAUCAAGUUCCAAUCCUCCUGCCACAGGCAGAGCUGCCAGUCUACUGAUCGAGUACUAGAUCAGACUGCCCAGGGCCCAUCCAAGCUGGCCUGAAACACCUCCAGGGACAGUUAUUUCCCUCUCGGUAGCAUUCCAACUAGACAUCGCAUCAUGCAAAGAUCACUGCCACUGAAGUAGUACGCAGCACGUAAGCUACAGCUCUGCGCCGCUGGAUUUUCCCCCACGUUCAGACAUCAAACUGAAAGGGAAAGGUUUAAAAUACGUACUUCCGUACCCAACUAUGUCCACACCCAACAAUACAUCCACUGAGUUGAUUCUUUACCGUCCUUCCCGCUGCGGAGUUAAAAGGAUGCUGAGAGCCCGGCACAACCAGCACACCUCCACUACCAGAUGUGCUCCAUUCAGCGCCUGGGGGUUUGGAGCCAGUCCUCCUUAGUAAAUAGUGAAAUGCUUUUGUCGAGUUUUGAAGUGACAGUAACGUGAUGCAUAACAAAAUGGGCUUUUAGCAGGUUUCCCAGUGCGUCCUUUAAUAAUUAACUAUGGAAAGAAGAGGAAAAUAUUUGUUGUCCUUGCUAUGAAAAGGGGGGAAGGUUUAUACCUACACUCUGUGAAACACCAGCAAUACUGUGCUUUAACUGUGAUAUUUUGCUUAGAACCAUUUAGUGAGAAUUUCAAUUUAUAACUUUUCAGCAAGACAUCUUGAGAUUAAUAAAGAUGAUUAAGAGGAAAGAGAUUUUCUGCUUUUAUUCUGUACAUUUCUAAAGCCUGUUUUAUUCAAAUAUCUGAUUAUUAAAAGCUAUCACAGAACUGA